Sphaeramia orbicularis (orbiculate cardinalfish) is the source of this 1260-nucleotide messenger RNA. RefSeq lists its product as uncharacterized. Gene Ontology annotation, molecular function: signaling receptor binding. The coding region runs from base 1 to 1260 and encodes 419 amino acids. Gene Ontology annotation, cellular component: external side of plasma membrane. Gene Ontology annotation, biological process: regulation of cytokine production; T cell receptor signaling pathway. The record is from RefSeq and is a predicted model, not a curated record. NCBI's taxonomy places the organism in Eukaryota, Metazoa, Chordata, Actinopteri, Kurtiformes, Apogonidae. The transcript is spliced from 6 exons.
AUGGUCUAUGAGGUGGCGGUGGAUUCAGGGGAGGAGUCUGUCCUGCUGCCAUAUAAAACUAUAGCUCACCUGACAAAGAACUUCAGACAAAUCAGCGUGGAGUGGAGGAACUUAGAAAACGAUCAGCUCAUUGUGCAUAAGUACGGCUCUGGCCAACCUGAUGAACAGGACCAGAUUUACAGAAACAGAACAGAGAUGAAGAAACACUGGCUGAGAACUGGAGACUUCAGUUUAACCCUGAAACACCCAACAGACCUGGAGACCAGCAGCUACUCAUGCACUGUCUACAACAAAGACAAGGUCCUGAAGAAGAAACGAGUGGUGCUGGAGGUCAAAGUCCAACAGGUGGAGGUGGAUUCAGGGCUUAAGUCUGUCCUGCUGCCCUGGAAAACCACAUUUCAUAUAGAGGACGUCAGUCAGGUCACAGUGGAGUGGACGGCCUAUGGUGACAGGAAGGUCCAUGUGUAUGAGGACGGCUCUGACAGAACUAAUGAACAGGACGAUAAAUACAGAAACAGAACAGAGAUGAAAGAAGACCCACUGAGAACUGGAGACCUCAGUCUGAUCCUGAAACACCCCACAGACCUGGACACCCGCACCUACACCUGCACCGUCUACAACAGAGACAAGCAGAUCCUGAGGAGGAAACAAGUGCGUCUGGAGGUCAAAGUCCAACAGGUGAAGGUGGAUUCAGGGCUUAAGUCUGUCCUGCUGCCCUGGAAAACCACAUUACAUAUAGAGGACGUCAGUCAGGUCACAGUGGAGUGGACGGCCUAUGGUGCCAGGAAGGUCCAUGUGUAUGAGGACGGCUCUGACAGAACUAAUGAACAGGACGAUGAAUACAGAAACAGAACAGAGAUGAAAGAAGACCCACUGAGAACUGGAGACCUCAGUCUGAUCCUGAAACACCCCACAGACCUGGACACCCACACCUACACCUGCACCGUCUACAACAGAGACAAGCAGAUCCUGAGGAGGAAACAAGUGCGUCUGAAGGUCAAAGGUCAGUACUGUAGACACAGAUUAAGAGGUGGAGGUAGAGGAGGGGGCAAGGUCGGCCCUGCUGCCCCUUCAGCACAACCCCUGACCUGCCUCAGGACGCCACAGUGGAGUGGAGAUGAAAGUAUCCCUGCACCCCUUCGAUUGGAGUGGAACUGCUGUGUAGUGUUGUCUCUGGAUCUGGAUCACUCUGAACAUAGCUUGUUGUCCUCGUUCUGUCCCUCGUUUCCUUCCCGGCUAACCGAACACUGUGCUCAGUAA